Messenger RNA from Nezara viridula (southern green stink bug), 197 nucleotides. NCBI's taxonomy places the organism in Eukaryota, Metazoa, Arthropoda, Insecta, Hemiptera, Pentatomidae. The record is from the annotation of a GenBank genome assembly.
UAUAUCGAUAUAAAAUUAAAUGUCCUUUACUAUUAAUAAGGUUUUAUUUCCAUUAAUUUAAAUUUUCGAAAUUUCUUCCUCUAUGUACAGUAAUGUUUACAAUACUAUUAUUGUAUUCUUUGAACAUAUUAAUGUACAUAUAUAAAUCAUCUAAAGUAAAUAUUUCUCCACUCUUUUAUUAUUAGUUUUUUCAUUAA